Molecule: messenger RNA, 2157 nt
Organism: Elaeis guineensis (African oil palm)
Lineage: Eukaryota; Viridiplantae; Streptophyta; Magnoliopsida; Arecales; Arecaceae
Product: BTB/POZ domain-containing protein At3g08570
Molecular function (GO): protein binding
Source: RefSeq, a predicted model, not a curated record
GUCACGCCUCGUCUCCGUUUCUCUCUCUUUAGCUCUGGUAGUGGAGGGGGGAGAGAGAGAGAGAGGCGGGAAGAAGAGAAUGGGGGUGGCGUCGGAGAGCGCUUUCCCUUUCGCCUCGACGAAGCUCGCGACGUCUCCGCGCUUCUGUAGCUCGAUCAGUAGGAGGAUAUUUUCUGAUGUUGUUGGGGAUAUAACAAUUUAUGUGGAUGGCCAAUCAUUUUUGUUGCACAAGUUCCCUCUGGUUUCUCGGAGUGGGAAAAUUCGCAAGAUGAUAGUGGAAUCCAAGGAUACAGAUCCUUCUAUGUUGGAGCUUGUCAACGUACCUGGGGGAGCCCCAGCAUUUGAACUUGCUGCAAAAUUCUGCUACGGAACAAACAUUGAAAUCACUACCAGCAAUGUGGCCCAUCUCCGAUGCAUUGCUGAGUAUCUAGAAAUGACAGAAGAUUACCAGGAGGAAAACUUAAUUGCCCGGACAGAGACCUACUUGAAUGAGAUUGUGAUGCAAAGCCUUGAGAGGUCACUCAAAGUUUUAUGUGCUUGCGAUGGUUUGCAUCCCACUGUGGAGGAGCUUGGUAUACUGGACAGAUGUGUGGAUGCAAUUGCCAUAAAUGCAAGCAAGGAGCAGCUGGUUUCUGGUUUAGCCCGCUUAGAAUGCGAUGCUGGAUCUGGGAAGUUCAAAAUGGAUGGUCAGGACUGGUGGGCCGAAGAUCUUUCGGUGCUACGGCUCGAUCUUUAUCAGCGAGUUAUUGCUGCCAUGAGGAGGACCGGGGUGAGAUCGGAUAGCAUUACCACUUCAAUUGUGCACUAUGCACAAACCUCUCUAAAGGGUAUUGAAAGACAUCAAGGUUGGGAUUCUAGUGCUUUUUUGGGAGACAAGCAGAGAGUGAUCAUAGAAACACUUGUUGGUAUCUUAGCAACAGAGAAGAUUACCUCUGUUCCUCUGUCCUUCCUGUUUGGGAUGCUAAGGAUGGCAAUAGAGGUGAAUGCAGGUCAUGGCUGUAGGCUUGAGCUUGAGAGGAGGAUUAGUUUCCAGUUGGAAAUGGCUUCACUUGAUGACCUGCUCAUUCCUUCAUUGCAGACGAGUGAUUCAGUGUUUGAUGUUGAUACCGUCCAUCGUAUACUGGUGACUUUCCUGCAGAGGAUUGAAGAUGAAGAUUCUGAAGAGUCAUUGCAGUGUGGAUAUGAAUCUGAAGGUCUCAAGUCCCCAAGUCAUAGUUCAGUUCUGAAAGUGGGGAGGCUUAUGGAUGGGUAUCUUGCAGAAAUUGCACCAGAUCCACACCUCAAAUUGCCAAAGUUUAUGGCUAUUAUUGAACUAUUGCCAGAUUAUGCUCGUGUAAUUGAUGAUGGACUCUACAGAGCAAUUGAUAUAUACCUGAAGGCCCAUCCAUCCAUGACAGAGUCGGAGUGCAAGAAGCUGUGCAAGCUCAUUGACUGCCAGAAGCUCUCCCAAGAAGCCUCCAACCACGCUGCCCAAAACGACCGCCUCCCUGUCCAGAUGGUCGUCCGCGUCCUCUACUUCGAACAGCUACGCCUCAAGUCUGCCCUCUCAGGGAACUCGGUUGACAGGUCCUUCUCUCAGAGGAUGAUUAGCAGCAGCGGGGCUCCAAGUUCUGCAGUGUCGCCCAGGGACAAUUAUGCUUGUUUGAGGAGGGAGAACAGAGAGCUUAAGCUAGAGAUCUCCAGGAUGCGAGUGAGGCUCAGUGAGUUGGAGAAGGAACAGGCGUUCAUGAAGCAGGGGAUGAGGGAUGGUAGAACAGGGGAACAUUGUAGAGCAUUCCUUGCAUCCCUCUCUCGUGGGAUAGGCCGGAUAGCGAUGCUCGGCCCUGCCACGGGAAAACAGCAAAGGAGCACGAGCAAGUCAGAGGCAUCACAAGGGAAGAGCCGUAGGCGGCAUCAGCAAUUAGUCUCAUCAUAGAAUUUCCACUGGAGUUUUAAAUUUUGUGAGAAACUAUGUUUGCCUAGUUAUAUUAUGAGUACACAUACAGCUCGGCAGUUUGUUCGCUGUAUGACCUGGGAAAUGAGAGUUUGGCUGUAAGGAGGCAGAUAUGGACAUCUUAGUAGUGCUCAUAUCAUACCUGAAACUACUGUUGGUGGAUCGGUUUACAAUGAAAGAAAAGGACUGCCGUUGAGACUUCCGGGUCUAGAGUCCUGGAACCG